Knipowitschia caucasica is the source of this 2568-nucleotide messenger RNA. The record is from the annotation of a GenBank genome assembly. NCBI's taxonomy places the organism in Eukaryota, Metazoa, Chordata, Actinopteri, Gobiiformes, Gobiidae.
AUGGUCGCCGAGAUGUUCGACUCUUCGUGGAAGGUUCGGAGCAUUUGGGACGGGGUGAGGCUGGAGGUGGCCCACGACCCCAGCCCCGUGGUUCUGCACAGUUUCACCCACCUGGACCCGGACCUGCCGCUGCUGCUGGAGCCGAGCUCCACUCAGGAGAUCGGAGAAGAGUCCGAGGAGGAUGCGGUCUUCACCAUCACGCUGCGGAAGAUGCAGUUGCACCACUCGGCCAGUAAGGGGCAGCGGUGGCUGGGCGUGGACUCCGAGGCGGCCCUGAGCUUGUAUGAGACCUGUAAAUUGCGGACCAUCAAGGCGGGGACCCUGGAGCGGCUGGUGGAGUACAUGGUGACGGCGUUUAAGGACCGGGACUCCACCUACGUCACCAUCUUCCUCUGUACCUACCGCUCCUUCGCCUCCACCAGACAAGUGCUGGACCUGCUGCUGAACCGAUAUGCUAAGCUCCAGAAUGUGCCUGUCACUGCUCACAGAGUCUCUCAGGACGAGUGCAUAGAGCUCAGAAAUACGGUGUCCUCGAUCCUGGGCGCGUGGUUGGACCAGUACUCGGAGGACUUCUGGACCCCUCCCACCUACGAGUGUCUGCACCAGCUGCUAGCUUACCUGCACCUGCACUUCCCCGGGUCGGACCUGGAGCGCCGCGCCCGCAACCUGCUCGCUCACUUCCUCCGCAGGCAGCAGUGUGAGCCAGACUCCGACGGGGAACACAUCGGGUGUCCGUUUGCGACGCAGGAGGAGAGUGGGUUUGAGGACGAGCUCCCGGCCUUCAGCUUCCUCUCCUUCGACCCCAUCAUGGUGGCCGAGCAGUUCACCCUCAUGGACGCGGACCUGUUUAAGAAGGUGGUACCGUACCACUGCCUCGGCGGGAUCUGGUCUCAAAGGGACAAAAAGGGAAAAGAACAUUUGGCGCCGACGAUCCGCGCCACGGUCGCUCAGUUCAACUCCGUCACCAACUGCGUCAUCACCACCUGCCUCAGCAACCCCAGCCUCAAGCACACGCAGCGGGCACGCAUGCUGGAGCGCUGGGUCGACGUAGCACGGGAGUGUCGGAUUUUGAAAAACUUCUCCUCGUUACGAGCCAUUUUAUCAGCGCUUCAGUGCAACUCCAUCCACCGCCUCAAGAGGACGUGGGAGGAGGUCUCACGGGAGAGUUUCCGAAUGUUCCGGGAGCUGUCGGAAAUCUUCUCUGACGACAAUAACUACUCCCUCAGUCGAGAGCUGCUGGUAAAGGAGGGAACGUCUAAAUUUGCCACUUUGGAAAUCAACCCCAAACGCGCUCAGAGGAGGCACCAGCAGCAGCGAGACCUGGGGGUGAUGCAGGGAACCAUCCCAUACCUGGGCACGUUCUUGACCGACCUCGUCAUGAUGGACACGGCCAUGAAAGACUACACCGAGAAUGGACUCAUCAACUUUGAAAAGAGGAGAAAGGAGUUCGAGGUCAUCGCUCAGAUCAAACUGCUGCAGCUCGCCUCCAACAACUACAGCUUCACUCAGGACGGUCACUUCAGAGAGUGGUUCAGCGGCGUGGAGAAGCUAACGGAGGCCGAGAGUUAUAACUUGUCCUGUGAGAUCGAGCCUUUGUCAGAAUCUGCCAGUAACACGCUCCGAGCCAAAAAAAACGGAGGCAUCAUGAAGCGCUGGAGCGAUCGGCAGCUGACAGAAGCCGGCUGCAGCGGCUCCUCGUCACAUUCCAAGUCGUUCGAUCAGGCUCAGUAUCGACCGUAUCAGAGCGGAGGAGACAGCGGCGACGCCCUCAGUGUCACCUCCGUCAGCUCCAGCGGCUCCGACCUCGAGGACGUCAACCCCAGCUUCUUAUCAGACUCUCCAGAGGGACAUGAACGCAAGACGUCGACUCCGUCAGUGAAACUCUCGGUGUCUGUUCUGGGCAGAGACGCUCCCGCCGCUGACACCACCUCCACGCACAGCCCAAUUUUCAACUCUUCACUGCUACUUGUGCAUCAGGGCCUUUUUCCACAGAAGUCUAGAAAUCAUGGCUACACUCCGUUCUGGGAGUGUACGUCCCUGUCGUCCCUGGACACCUCAGGGAUGGGCUCUGGCUCUGGCUCCUCCUCCGCCUCCUCCUCCUCCGCCUCCUGCUCCACGCCGCUGUCCUCCUCUCGCUCGCACCACAAACGCUCCGUCUCCGCCGUGUCCAACUACUCCACGCUGUCGCUGCCGCUGUAUAACCAGCAGGUGGACGACUGCUGCAUCAUCCGCGUCUCUCUGGACGUGGAGAACGGGAACAUGUACAAGAGCAUUCUGGUGACGAGUCAAGACAAGACUCCGGCCGUGAUCCGCAAAGCCAUGAUCAAACACAACCUGGAGCGAGACCAGAGCGACGACUACGAACUCAUGCAGAAGAUCUCAGAGGACAAGGAGCUGCGGAUCCCGGACAACGCCAACGUCUUCUACGCCAUGAACUCCACGGCCAACUACGACUUUGUGCUGAAGCGGCGCGGCUCGAUGCGUCCGGUCCGAGCCAAAGCCGUGGCCAGCUCCACUCUGCCGCGGAUGAAGCAGAAGGGAAUCAAGAUCGCUAAAGGCAUUUUCUAA